GAACCUCCCAGUGUGACACCCGGCGGAAGUAACACCGGAAGCGCUAGCAGCGUUAGCUCUGUGGCUGUGUGGAGUCAGCUGGAAGACGCUGUGUCGUCGUGUGGCACGUGGCCAGUGGUGAAGAAGCAACAAUGUGUUCAGCUCAGUGUUGGACACAGUUUGUCCUCGAGCGACUCACUGCUGCUGCUGAACUAAUAUCCAGAGACUUUGAACAAAGUGUCGUCGAGUACGAGGAAGAGAUCGACCGUCAGCGCAGACUGCUGGACAUCGUCUGGAGACCCGAGAGGAAGCUCCACAGGACCGGUGAGUCCGAGCAGGAGAGGAGCUCCAGUCUGGACCAACAGGAGCCAGAGCAACCGACUGUCACCGAGAAUAUUCUCAUCGAGUUCAAUGAAGACACUGAUCAUCAGCGAGGACUGAUGGACAUCGUCUGGAGACACGAGAGGCUGCACAGGACACAGCUCCAACAGCAACACGUCUGUCAGGAGGAGGAGGUUCUCUCUGAGCAGCAGCUCUGUGACCAGGAGAGGAGCUCCAGUCUGGACCAACAGGAGCCAGAGCCUCCACAGAUGAAAGAGGAGCAGGAGGAACCAGUCAGCAGUCAGGAGGGAGAGCAGCUUGUACUGAAGCAGGAGACUGACACCUUCAUGUUGACUCCUACUUAUGAGGAAAGUGAGCACAGUGAACCAGAACCAAACAGUGACCAGCAGCUCCUCUCUCACUACUCUCCUGUAGCUGAGAGCCACGAUCAGAGAGGAAGUGAUCAUGUGGAGCCAGGACCAACUAGAAAUGAAGAGACAAAGAGAAAGAAGAGACGUCACAAUAACACGAGUCACAGUGACAACGUAGACAACUCUCCUCCAACAAAAAGUCACUGUUACACUCACACAGGUGAGAAGCUGUAUCCUUGCAAGGAUUGUGGGAAAGCUUUUAUCUUCAAUAGUUCCUUAAAGGUCCACAUGAGAACUCACACAGGAGAGAAACCGUAUCCUUGUGAAACAUGUGGGAAAUGUUUCAAACGAUAAAUGAACCUAAGGUUCAUAUAAGAACUCACACAGGUGAGAGGCCAUAUACUUGCAAGGAUUGUGGGAAAGCUUUUACACAUCUUGGUGCCUUAAAUGUCCACAUGAAAACUCACACAGGCGAGAAGCCGUAUUCGUGCAAAA
Messenger RNA from Scophthalmus maximus (turbot), 1166 nucleotides. RefSeq names its product zinc finger protein 37-like. The transcript has 2 exons. The record is from RefSeq and is a predicted model, not a curated record. Lineage: Eukaryota; Metazoa; Chordata; Actinopteri; Pleuronectiformes; Scophthalmidae. Gene Ontology annotation, molecular function: RNA polymerase II cis-regulatory region sequence-specific DNA binding; DNA-binding transcription factor activity, RNA polymerase II-specific. Bases 132 to 1025 code for a protein of 297 amino acids. Gene Ontology annotation, biological process: regulation of transcription by RNA polymerase II.